Messenger RNA from Iphiclides podalirius (scarce swallowtail), 507 nucleotides. The record is from the annotation of a GenBank genome assembly. Lineage: Eukaryota; Metazoa; Arthropoda; Insecta; Lepidoptera; Papilionidae.
AUGGUCACAAAAUUCGUGAUAUCAGUAUUAGCUAUUGCUCUAUUCAACGGCGUGAAAGCCCAGGGCUGCCAAAACCCCCAAGUCGAAGCUGCUUCAUUCACAAGUUUAGAUGCAACGAUAGUGACACAAAUCGCUUACAUUACGGAAUUCACAUUAAAAUGCGAUAAUCCCUUGCCUGAAAACUACGCGCUGUACGCUGAAGUGGAGGGAAAACCGUUGACCGCUGCUCGUAUCGGUGAAAACAAAUAUCAGGUAUCAUGGACUGAAGAGCCAUCGACUGCCCGUUCAGGGGUCCAUGAGGUGAGGGUCUUGGACGAGGAGGGUUGGGCGUCUCUGCGCCGCGCACGCCGCUCUGAUCCCAAUGCAAACGUAGCUCCUCUCCUGGCCAUCCAACUUCAACACCCAGGCAGCUACUCCGGACCCUGGGUGAACUCGGAGGUGCUUGCCACUGCCCUCUCAAUUCUGGUUGCUUACAUUGCACUCCACCACAAGAGCAAAAUCUUAGCC